Adineta ricciae is the source of this 657-nucleotide messenger RNA. The record is from the annotation of a GenBank genome assembly. NCBI's taxonomy places the organism in Eukaryota, Metazoa, Rotifera, Eurotatoria, Adinetida, Adinetidae.
AUGUGUAAUCGAAAUAUCAUUGCUCCUUCCUUUAUAGCAACCGGUAAUAGCAAUCAUAUCUCGUCAAUGCAUCCUACUGGAACAGAAUACAAAAAUACUCAAUUCCAAUUUUCAGUAGUAUUACCGAAAGAUUGGCAUUCGAGACAACUGGCGGACGUACUCAAGAAGCAUGAGAGAGAUACACAUCCAUUUAUAAUCCGAGACCACAAGUCAGUUGGAGAGCAAUACAAAGAAGUAGUGUCAGUUUUUAUCUUCUCCAAGUACAAGAUCGACAGAUUCGACGGCAAAUCAAACCCAAAUAUCCAAGCUGUAGUUUACAGUGUAAAAUCGGCGUCGGAAGCUUACGCUAACUGUAGCUUUUUACGUCUUGUUCAAAGAGAUAUCGAAGCAUCGCAGAGAAAUAAAGCAAUCCUCGCAAAUGAUAUUAUCGAAUUUGCGGAUGACUGUGCAACUUUUGGGCUGAAUGGAAUCCUUUACGCCAGUCAAAAAUCUCACGUGAAAACAAAUCAAAUCAUACCGAUGGUAAAACAGGAUAGAUUUGCAAGACUUAUAGACGAAACUCAUGUUCUUUACAUGGUAUUGAACUAUUCCAAUGAACAUAGUCGAGGUCAACUAUUGGCCAUCAUGGAGAGUAUGAGAUAUCCUGGGAAGACGUGA